Messenger RNA from Thamnophis elegans (Western terrestrial garter snake), 5173 nucleotides. RefSeq names its product CDC42 effector protein 2 (gene CDC42EP2). Lineage: Eukaryota; Metazoa; Chordata; Lepidosauria; Squamata; Natricidae. Bases 374 to 1060 code for a protein of 228 amino acids. The record is from RefSeq and is a predicted model, not a curated record. The transcript has 3 exons.
UGGCGAGCGCAGCCCGGCGAGCCUUUUAAUCUUUCUGCUGGGAAUUGAUCGUGGGAACGCAGCUCGCUUGGCGUGCUCCGCUCGGCUGGUUCCUGGCACGUGGAUGAGAUGAUGGGACUCGGCUGAAAAUCCUGCCAAGAUUCUCUCCUCCAUUUUUGAAGCACAAGAAGAAGCGUGAUUGAUCUGCAGAAGUUCAGAAUGGUGCUCAGGGGUGCCUGCUGACCUGUGGAUCACACCUGUGGGUUCACAUCUGUGGAUCACACCUGUGGGUUCUUCGAAGCCUCACACCGAAAGGGGGAACCCCUCCCCAGAAGACCCCCCCCCGUGCGCUGAGCAGUGUUGGGGAAAUUGGUCUUUCCGAGUGUUGGGCAAGAUGGCUGCCACCAAAGUGCCCAUCUAUCUGAAGCGCGGGAGCCGCCGAGGCAAAAAGGAGAAACUGCGCGACAUUCUGUCUUCCGAGAUGAUCAGCCCUCCCCUGGGAGAUUUCCGGCACACGAUCCACAUCGGGAGUCAGGGGGAGAACGACAUGUUCGGGGACAUCUCUUUCCUUCAAGGCAAGUUCCAUCUCCUGCCCAGAUCGGAGAAGGUAGACGCCGACGGGAACGGACACUACAUGGUGCCCUUCGAGUUCUCGCGGACUUCAACGCUCUCGGGAUACGAGCCGCUGUCGUUGGACCUCCCUUCGCCGCUGCUCAAGAAUGCCAUUUCUCUGCCCAUCAUCGGCGGCCUGCAGGCGCUGACCUUACCUUCCGCCCAAGCCCCGCCCAAGCCUCCCCGCCUCCACUUGGAUGAGAAGGACCAUGCUGCUCCGCCGACGGAAGCCCACGCUCAACAUCUGGCCAACAACGGUUGGGCUUCCGAAGCCCCGGAGGCCUCCAAGCCCCCUGCCCCUCUCAACGGCUUUGCCGAGGGGCAGAAAAGAGACGAACCCUUAUUAACCCACGCCGGAUCCCUGCUCUCCCUUCACGUAGAUCUGGGACCCUCCAUUUUGGAUGAUGUUCUGGGGGUGAUGGAGAAGCACCAGACUUUGGACGCGGAUGUGCAGGAGAUUCUGACAUGAGGGCAUGUCUACGAAAGGACUCCUAAGAACAAGGCCAUGUAUGGAAGAGGGGUGUUGUCGUUGUUGUAGAGUGAGCUUUGUGAAGUGGAAGUUGAGGCUCUGUGUGUACGUCUGAGGAAAGACGCAACUUAAGAAGGGUACCUUUGCUUCCAAUCUCUCCAUUAACUAACUUUGACGCGUUGUGCGUCGCAACUCCCGAUGUUGACACCCCGGGCACAACAACCUUCUCCUAAAACAGCUUUCUUGCCCCUUCUCCAGCAUAGGUGUGCUGGAGGAGGAAGAGGGAAAAGCAUGGGAGAUAUAGCCUUCCACCAUAUCUGGAAACAUGUUCCUUCUUCAUCAUCACCGAGGAGUUCGAUUUAAGAAUGGUACUCUUGUCCCCAGCUUUCCAUGAACUAUGCACCCCAACGUUGUCAACGAAACUGCUUUUGUUGCCCUCUUCCAGCACAACUGCUGGCCUACUGGAAGAGGAGGAGGAGGAGGAGCAUGGGAGAUGUAGUCCGUCGUUCCACCCAACCUGGAAACACGUUCCUCCUUCGUCACUGCCACGCGACCUAAUCGUGCACCACAAAUUCCUAUAAUUAUGGACACAUCCUUCUUUACCUAAAGAAAGAAGGCGGAUGGAUGGGGGGGGAAACACAAAUCGUAGCAGCCAAAAGUUUUGUCGGCCGUACUUUUCUUUUUGUGCUAUGGGGAUGGUGGGAAUUAGGUUAAUGUUGGCUUAGUCGCCUACGGUUGUUAAUCAGUCUUCGAAACACCCCUGCGAAAGAGCUGCGUGACGCACACACACACACACCAAGAGGCCAUCUGUGUUGCAAUGCAAAGAAAAAUCAGAAUCGGGCUAAAUUUCGGUGGUUUUGAUUUUAAAAAAAAAUGAAGCGUCACAGCGCUCCUUGGGGUAACAAAGGCUCGGGUUUCACAAUGCACAUCGCCCCCCCCCCCCCCCCAAUGUAGCUUGCACAAUUUCUGGCUCUACAUCAUCUCAGAAUGCCGAACAGAUGCUUGCACAAAUUUUCCAAGCGUCCCACGUGGCUGCCAAUUCGUGAUUUUAUUUUAUUUUAUUUUAUUUUUGACGGGGAAACGAUGUGAUCCCUGGCGAAGCCACCGUCUUCCCCAUGUGUCUGAAUUAAAUCUUAAAUUGAGCCAAGGUGUAAAGAUUUUUCAAAUCUUUUGGGCUGAAAUUUGGAGGGGUGAUUUUUUUUAGAGCGAACUGCACACAAACACACACACAGACACACACACACACGGGGUCAGGAAAACACCCCACUUCUCCAGGUACGGCUGACACUUAAAACUGUUUUUUUGUGGGGGAGGUCUUCCUGUUUUCCGUUUAUUUAUUUACUUUCAUUUUUUUCCCCGCCCCUUCCUUCUUCCCCGAGAGUCUUGUUAACGGUUUAUCCGACAUCUGCCUCCGUGUCCAGGAUAAACUAGAAAGAUUUGUGGAGCGUGUUUUCAAGAGAGCCACAAACGCAUCCCUCCUUCGACCAACAAAGGGACUCUUUGUCCCUUCGUGGUUGUCUUCACACUCCUUUUUAUCCUGUCCAUCUGCUGUUGUGAAAGCUGUUUUCGCUUGGGGAGAACGCGCGUCCUGCUUGCAUAACGCUGACGGUCCUUGUGAGAUGCAGAGAGGCCUGGGUUUGCGAGGUUUGAACCCCUCCGUUCUCUUGGGCCAAGGAAACGGUGUCUAACCGCUCGAAAAUAAUUCAGCGGGGCCUCUUAAAUCGGUCGAUUUAUUGUGAUUUAGCCGAGGCGCCUAAUCCAGGAUUUCAAACAUUGCCCGACGAUGCAAAUGUUUGCUCUUAAAACCCAGUAGCAAAAUUCUCAUAAUUUAGAACUGUAUCCAUGUUUCAAAAUUUAAUUUCUUUUUUCAGGGUGGGGGGGGGGGAAGAGAAGCAUUGGUGGUUUUAAUGUUCCCAAUUAAUUUCUGGGCCCCCACUUCUGUUUUUCAGCCCCUGCUGUUUUCCCUAAGGCAGCUGGUUUAUUGUUCAGCUGGGGAGCAAAAGAAAAAGGAUAAAAAGCAGAAAACCGUUGCGUGUUGCCAAUGCCACCUCUGUAGUUUUCUCCCUUUGUUUUUGCCAAGUCGGACGCGCUCUGAACUCCCCCCCCCCUUUCAAAGUUUUAAAAACGAGCAAAGGGGGAGUUUCACAAAUCUGCGCUCUCCUUUUAAGCCGGGAGCUGUUUUGUAGAUCGCUUUAGCUUCUGUUAACGAGUUUGAAUGAAUUAUGAUUUGUUUAAUCACGGAUGAGCCGCAAUUAACGGCGUGUGUCCUGUAGCAUUUUGCAAUUUGCAACGGCCGAGUUUGCACUACGCCAAGCCCAAAUUGGCUGCGGUUGAGUGCGGUGCGCGAAGGCAACCUUUUCUUUCUACCUUCCACUCAAUAAUCUUGGGGCAGGGAGUUCCACCGUUCAUUUCUGGCUACCCACAGAAAUGUUUCUCUUGGUCUCCUGUUUUUUUUUUCUUUCUCUCUCUCUCUUUCAUUUGGCCUCCCCGAAUGACCAAACCGGGCUGUCUGUAGUUUUGCCAUAUUUUGGCUCUGCGCUUUUAAUUUACGCUUUCCAUUUGGACAGUUGAAUAAAAUCCCUUAAGGAGGGUUACUACAAGGAGCAAAAUCAGCUCUUCUCAUUUGAAUUUUUAUUUUGUCUGCAAUCGUUUUAUCCUUUGCCUGCCUGAUGCUGUGAAAGUCUCUUUCCUCCGUGUGUCUCGUCUGCAAAAAAUCCUUCUAAAUAAUCAGAUAAUUUGACCUGCUACAGAGCUAAGCACUAGCUUCAAGGCUCCGCUAGGAUGGUGAAAGGCCUCCUCACCUGCUGAUUGAUGAGUGCUUUAUCACACCUGGUCACGCCCACCAUGGCAGACAUUUUGUGAGCACGCCCACAGGCAGGCUUUUCAAUUUUACAAGCAUAUUUUUCUAGUUUUUGAGUAAUUUCACUCAUUUUAAUUUAUUCCUCUGCACCUUAAUCUUUGCACCUAACAGGCAGACCUGGCCAAUUUGCUUCCCAACCCAACCAUAAGCAAAGCUGGGUUCUCGCCGCGUCUCUACCUUUUAAAAAAUUUUUUUGAGAAAUCCCAGGAAAAUUGUCAGGGAAGCAUUGAUUGAAGGAAAGCGAAAUGGCCCCAGCAAAGAGACAGUGUUUGCCUCAGAACUUUUCCAAGAAAGAGAAGUUGGUAAAGGCCAUAGCUGAGUUGGUUUGCUGUAAAUUCCUCUUUUAUAAUAUUUUCAUCCGUUUACAAAUUUGCAGGUUGCGAAACACAUGGUGUGCAAAAACUGGGCACUAAAAGGAAAAUAAUGGUACAAUUCCUGUUAUCCAUGAGUUCUUUAGAGAAAGUCCUUUUUUCCUUCUCUGCAACACACACACACACACACACAACCUUUCACGCAUUCACGCAACACAACAGAAGUUUCCAACCUUGGUCCCUUUAAGACUUUUGUGGACCUCAACUCCCAGAAUUCCUCUGGGAAUUCUGGGAGUUGAAGUCCACAAGUCUUAAAGUGGUCAAGGUUGGAGAGCCCUUCACUAAGCCAUCAUAUCAUAUUUAAAAGCCUUGGAGACCACCUAGUCCAGUAUUUCUGGAAGUUGGCAACUUUUAAGCUGCGUGGACUUCGAUUCCCAGAAUUCCCCAGGUGGACUUCGUCUCCCAGAGUUCCCCAGCCAGUGGAAUUAUGGGAGUCGAAGUCCACCCAUCUGAAAAUAUCCAAGUUUAAGCAACACAGAUCGAGUCCAACCUCUUCAAGGCACAAGUGUUUGAAUUUAGCAUAGUAUACCCCAACCGUUGUAGGUUGAAACUCUUGGUUUAUGGCAUGCUUUUUUUUUUCUUUUUCAAUAAACAAAAGUUAAAUUCUGGUUUAAUGUGUACAUAUUUAAGUUUAGAUUCAACUAUAGGAAUGGUGACUAUUCUAAUAGCUAUGAAAAACAAUAGCUAUUGGUUUAUAAAGCAUUUUGCCACUGUUUCGUUUGCUGCUAGUUACUAUGAAUUAUAUGGUGCCGAGAUGCCUUUUCCCGAAUUGUUAUUUUUUUUUUUAAAUUUGAUUUAUAUAUCCUGCCAUUCUACUCCAUUAAACUCUAACAGACAUUGUAAAAAGUUAAUAAAAGCAUAAAUUAAAAUGUGUUAAAAUGA